Messenger RNA from Hyaloscypha bicolor E, 1587 nucleotides. Its product is annotated as FAD/NAD(P)-binding domain-containing protein. Gene Ontology annotation, molecular function: oxidoreductase activity; NADP binding; flavin adenine dinucleotide binding. The record is from RefSeq and is a predicted model, not a curated record. NCBI's taxonomy places the organism in Eukaryota, Fungi, Ascomycota, Leotiomycetes, Helotiales, Hyaloscyphaceae. Bases 1 to 1587 code for a protein of 528 amino acids. The transcript is spliced from 4 exons.
AUGGCUUAUAAUCCGAAGCCAUCAACCGGCCGCCGCGUCAUCAUCAUAGGAGCUGGGAUCCAUGGACUUGCAGCGGCCAAAACGUACCUUGAAAUGGUACCAGACAUCCAACUGACAGUCAUCGACGACGAUGACAGCGUUGGCGGUGUAUGGAGCCGGUCACGAGUGCAUUCAAAUCUCAUGGCCGACAGUGCGACCCCAACUUUCGACUUCUCCGACCUACAGAUGAGUGAAGAGUUUGAUAUUCCCGAAUGGAGCAGCAUUCCGGGCCCUAUUGUGCACGAGUAUCUCGAAAGAUGCGUUUUCAAUACCCAGGUCACGAGUGUUGAAAAGGAAGGGAGGGGUUGGAAGGUUUAUACGAAAAGGUCUGGCGAGGCCGUAAUAGCAAAAGGGCAGACGUUGACUUGCGAUGUUCUUAUGGUCGCCACUGGACACUUCACUGUUCCAAAGUUGCCGAAUAUCGACAUUUCAGCAUUUGAGGGGAAAACUUUUCACACCAAAGACGUCAAUGAACGCUCAGAGGAGCUCUUGUCGAGGACAUUGAAACCAUUGCUGUUCAAUUCGAGAAACUGGUGGGAUCGAUUUGUCGUGAGCGGGGGAAAUGCGUGGGGCAAGAAGCUGUUCGAGUGGUUCUGGCAAAGCACGACCAACAAUCGAAUUGGGGAUCGGUAUGAGAAGAGCGAGAAUGGAAGGUUGUUGAAGCCAAAGAUAUUGAAUUUAUUUUGGAGUCAGGCAGGCAUUUCCCUUGUCCAUAACCGGGAUGCAAGUGUCUUCGACGCUCUUGAUCAAGGCGAGAAGAUUCACGUGGCUCGAGCUAGCAUUGUUUCCAUGAAGGAGAAGAUCCUCCACCUCUCGAAUCAGUCACAGGUCAACGCCGAUGCCGUUAUCUUUGCCACAGGUUGGGAGCCCAUAACCGGUCAAAUAUUCAGUCCCGAGCUACAAGCCGAGCUUGGCCUACCUGUUCUUUGGGACUCCCUUCCGGAAGCCGAAGAAAAAUACUGGAAAGAACUGGAUGCAUCUGAAGACCGAAAGAUCCUGGAUCUCUAUCCACUUUUCGACAACCUUCCAUACAAAUAUACCCAGCAAGAAGUCGAGUACACGCCGUUCCGAUUAUUCAGGAGCCUCGUUCCACCCUCAUUGACUGCAGAUCGCAAUAUUGUAUUCCUCGGCAAGCUCGGGAACGUACAGCAAACAUCACUUGCUGAGAUCAACGCGCUCUGGAGUGUCGCGUACUUAGAGGGUCUUCUUCCUCUAGAAAGACUUGUUAGCGACCAGGAUGCUAUGAAUCGAGAAGUCGCGCGAGUCAGUGCUUUCAUGAAGAGGAGAUAUCCUGGGAGACGGAACAUACCUCUUGCGCUUCUGGAGGUAAGAGAUUGGAUGGAUAUGUUGCUGCGAGAUCUGGGGGUCAGGACAGACAGGAAUCGUCUGGCGUGGGAGCGGAGUGCGAACAGAGUGUUUGGAUGGUGGGGUCUGAAGGGGUGGAUGGCAGAAUGGUUCAAGCCGUAUGAACCUGUUGUGUACAAAGGCAUUAUUGGAGAGUUCUUGGAACGUCUCGGCCAACAAGAUGAUGACAAGAAGACGAGAUGA